UUAUAGUAACCAUAAAUGUUACUGUCUUUAUAUUAUAAAUGUGUUCUAUCAAUGUUAAUAGACAUUGUAGUCUGUAGAAAAAAGUAAAAUGAUAUAUAGUUUUUGACGCCAAUUUUAAAAAAUUUACAAUUAGAAACAUUGGUUUCGAUAAUACAAUUCUUCAAGAAUAUAAAAAGUGCCAAUCGGCUGUUGUGUGACUUCCGAAAAUUGUAGAAAUUAAGGUCUGCGAAAAUUACUUUUCAGUUGUUAAAUAGCUUUACAGAAUGAUAAAAACUACAUUUUCACAAAGUUUCAAUUUUUCAUUCUCAAAAUAUGUUUGGCAAAAUAUAGGCGCCUCUUGCAUUUUAGAUCUAAAACAAGUUUAAUGUUUAUAUUAAUUUAUUUCAUUUUAUACUAUUGUAGGUAUAUUUAUAACAAAAUAAUAUAUUGAUUUCUUGAUCAAAGCAAUGAAUCCGCUCGUCUGAUUGAAAUCGAUUUCGAUAGAAAUCUUCUUCGUUUAAAUUUUUCAUCCGUUCGCGCUCUAAUAUCUAAUCGAGAGUUGUAGUUGAUUCGAUAAUCGAUUUGUACGAAACAUUCAGCUUUUGAACCGAUUCAGUGCUAUAAAAAGGACGUUCAAGUGUAUUUCGGCAAUGACUUCUUUCUUCGGCUAAAUUAACAAGAAUAUGGUUCACGAUAUUGUUUCGCAAACACAAAACGGUGUUUUAAAAACGAAACGCGUCUAAGAAGAUUGCUAUUAUUUUGAGAAAGUAAAGGGUUAGACCGAAGAUUUUCAAGACUUUUGUUGAUGAAAUUUUGAAUCGAAGAUGAGCUGCGAUUUGCUACCAGAAUGGCUGAAUCUUUUCUUGGACGACGUAGAAACUACUUUAUGUUUACCGAUAUUGAUCAUCAUGGUUCUUUGUACCGUUCAAUUUAUAAUUAAUCACGCUAUGGAUAUUGGACUCACCUUUUAUCAAAAUGUAAUGCAGAAGUCGGAUGAAGACGCAGGGGAAGCUGGAAAAGAAAAGGGCGAAGAUUUAAUGAGCAAGAUCAGAGGGUUUUUAUGCGACAUUUCUUGCGGCUUUAAUAAUUCUGAUUCGAAACCGGAUGAUUACCCAGCAGCAUCGUUGUUUAGGUCAAACUCACAAGAAGAGGAAUGGGAUUAUUGCGAGGAAGACGACGAAGAUAAGUGACAAAUAUGCAUCGCAGGAAAAAUUACGCUCUUAAUCGAUAAGUGCUACAGUAAAACUUUUAUAAGCAUGCAUCCCAAAAACGUUGAUUUCGAAGUGGUACUAUAUUAAACUCAAUAAACGGUAUAUGAAAACUAAUACGAUGAAAUUAAUAAUAAAGAGGAAACGAGAAUGGAUCAGAAUUACAG
Molecule: messenger RNA, 1354 nt
Organism: Bombus impatiens (common eastern bumble bee)
Lineage: Eukaryota; Metazoa; Arthropoda; Insecta; Hymenoptera; Apidae
Exons: 2
Coding region: 804-1169 (121 amino acids)
Source: RefSeq, a predicted model, not a curated record